This is a messenger RNA of Staurois parvus, 403 nucleotides long. Lineage: Eukaryota; Metazoa; Chordata; Amphibia; Anura; Ranidae. The record is from the annotation of a GenBank genome assembly.
AGAGCCGAAGAUGUCAGCUCGGUCAUGUGAUCAGCUGUGUCCAAUCACAGCUGAUCACAUAAGUGCCACCUGUCAGUGUCCAUCAGUGCCAGCUGUCAGUGCUGAACAGUGCCAGCUGCCAGUGCUCAUCAGUGCCACAUCAAUGCCACAUAUCAGUGCCUACCAGUGCACAUCAGUGCCCAUCUGAGCUGCCUUUCAGUGUCACCCAUCAGUGCCAGUCAGUGCCACCUAUCAUUGCCAAUCAGUACCACCUAUCAGUGCUGCCAAUCAGUGCCACCUAUCAGUGGCAGUCAGUGCCGCCUAUCAGUGCGCAUCAGUGCUACCUAUCAGUGCGCAUCAGUGCCGCCUAUCAGUGCCAGUCAGUGCCGCCUAUCAGUGCCAAUUAGUGCCAUCUAACAGUGCC